Triticum dicoccoides is the source of this 874-nucleotide messenger RNA. RefSeq names its product 50S ribosomal protein L10, chloroplastic-like. The record is from RefSeq and is a predicted model, not a curated record. The transcript has 2 exons. NCBI's taxonomy places the organism in Eukaryota, Viridiplantae, Streptophyta, Magnoliopsida, Poales, Poaceae. Bases 84 to 653 code for a protein of 189 amino acids.
CAUAGCAGCUCCCCGAGUCGAAAGUCAGACGCACACUCGCAUCGACGCCCCCAGAACCCUCGCCGCCGCCACCAGCGCCGACUAUGACGUCCGUGCGCAGCGCCGCCGGGGUCGCGCUGCCGCCUAUCCGCCUGGCGGUGGAGCGGGCGCGCCAGGAGGCGCUCCGGCGCGAGCUGGACGGGUGCCAGCUCCUGGCGGGCAUCUGGUGCCACGGCUUCACGGUGGCGCAGCUCCGCAGCAUCCGCGCGUCGCUCCCCUCCACGGCGCGGCUGCUGGUCGCCAAGAACUCCGACCUCGCGGCGGCGGUCGAGGGCACGCGCUGGGAGUCGCUCCGCCCCUGCGCCCGUGGCAUGAACGCCUGGCUCUUCGUGCGCUCCGACGAGAUCCCGCCGGCCCUCCGGCCCUACCGCGACUUCCAGAAGGAGUGGCGCCUCCAGCUCAACGACUUCACCGGCGCCGUCUACGAGGGCCGCCUCUACGGCCCCGACGACUUCGCGCAGCUCGAAGCCAUGCCCACCAGGGUGCAGUCCUACCAGUACCUCCUCGGAUGCCUCCAGAUGCCCGCCGUCUCCGUCCUCGCCGCCCUCCGCGCGCGCCAGGAGGCCAUGACGGAGGCCGAGGAGGCGGCUCCUGCUCCUGCUCCGGAGAAGUGAUCCAGCCGUUGACGCCGAGGUGCAAAUGGGCGGAUGCGGUUUAAUCUGCAGUUGUUUGGCAAUGUGAUCAGCUCAGGAAAACUGAACCACAAAUGUGAUCACCACUCUCUUUUGUGUGAAUGUUGAACUGGCCGACUCGGUCAUCAGACUGUCGAAUAUCGUAAGCACCAUUGUUUCAGUACGACUUGUAUCAGUUAUAUCAUAUCGUUUAGUUUCAUUAA